Klebsormidium nitens is the source of this 2007-nucleotide messenger RNA. Lineage: Eukaryota; Viridiplantae; Streptophyta; Klebsormidiophyceae; Klebsormidiales; Klebsormidiaceae. The record is from the annotation of a GenBank genome assembly.
CCCCCCCAGCUCGGCAACCUGACCAGCCUCACCAGCCUCGACCUCUCCUCAAACCACCUCUCCGGCCCAAUCCCCCCCGAGCUCGGCCGCCUGACCCGACUCACCGAACUCUUCCUUACAGCAAACAACCUCUCCGGCCCCAUCCCCACCGACCUCGGCCGCCUGACCAACCUCCGCACCCUCUACCUCCUUAACAACAGGCUCUCAGGCACCAUUCCCCCCGGGCUCGGCAGCUUGCCCAACCUCAAAUUCCUCUCCCUCUCAAGAAACGGCCUCUCCGGCCCCAUACCCUCCCAGCUCGGCAACCUGACCCAACUCAUUUAUCUUGACCUCUACAGCAACAACCUCUCGGGCACCAUUCCUCCCGAGCUCGCCAGCCUGACCCAACUCAGCGAACUCGAGCUCUCCUUCAACGAUCUCUCCGGCCCCAUACCCCCUGGGCUGGGCAGCCUCACUAAACUCUUCACACUCCUCGGCCGCCUGACACAACUCACCAGGCUCGACCUCUCCUCUAACGACCUCUCCGGCCCCAUCCCGUCUGAGUUCAAUCAUCUGCUUGCCAUCAGUACCCUCAACCUUAGCUUCACAGGCACGACCUGCGAAGCGCUUGACUUGUCUCGUAUGAGAAAGAUCACGAACCUGGGCCUACCUGACGCGCCACCCCCUUCUUUCGAGCACAACAAUCUGACCUACUUAUCGCUAUCCGUGAACAACAACAAUCCCACCAGACACCUGGAUCUCUCGUCUGUGCCAGAAACUUGCAAAAUCGUCAACAUGACAGGCUCGCACCCCAAUCUCGAGAGCAUCCGGUUCUGGGGAGCUUGCGAGAAGGGCUGCAUUGUGAGCUUGGCGGGCACCGGGGCGAGAUUGUCCCGCAGCACUCGCAGGAAGGUGUGCUUGAGUCCGAUAUCGGUCUUCCUCUCGGGGGACAUUCCCAUCCCGCUGUUCGAAGGACCUCAGGCUUCUCGCCGGUUUUUGGGCGUUCUCAGAAACGCGCAGGGGAACUACACCUUGGCAGACCCGAACUUUGUGGAUCUGAUCGACCUGGGUCGCGAAGGCAGAGCGUACACGGGGGUCGGCUUUUCGAGGGUCCAGGCAGGCAAUCUCUGCGGCAACCCCGAGGCGAAGGUGGUCACGGCGCUCGUCUUCGUGGUAUUCGCCGUCCUCUUGCUUCUGGGGACCAUCUCCAUCCUCCUGGUGGCCCGCUGGCGCCGUCGAGUCCAGGGUGCAGGGCUCGAGACUGCAGAUGGGGGGCGACUCGGGCUUGCUGGGCUUUACCUGUGGGGAGCUGCAAUGGGCGUCCUGCCCGUCGUGGACGUCAUCACCGACUUUCUGGUGCUGAGCGAGGUCUGGGGGGCGUGGCCGAUGUGGCUGGUGCUGGCGUCGGUCUGCGUGCCGUUCUUAUGGGCGUCUUUCGCGGUGGCCAAGGCCUGGUCGUCGAGCGGGAGUCCGGUGCGCGGGUGGAAGGGAUUGCGGGUCAGAUGGCUGUGGCCACUGCCGGCUCUGAGUGAUGAGCAGCCGAGGACGUCGGACGGGUGGUCCCCACGCGCCGCGGUACUGGCAAUCCUGCUGCUGCCCCUGAGCCUCUUGGGGGUGCUCGUCCAGGACCUGCUGUCCGUGGCGGAGAGGUUCGGGCUUCAUCUGGCGACCGGGGACCGGAUCGUCGUUUUCGAGCGCUAUCACGAGUCUCGGGUGGUCGUCGAGUUGCUCCUGGAGUCGCUGCCCCAGGCGGUGUUCCAGACCGGACUGUACAUAAUAGGGAGCUCGAGGGCGACCCGCAUCUACAUCGACCAGCGCAUCUUCGUGCAGUCCAUCGUGGUGUCGCUGUGCAGUCUGUCGGUGCAUUACUGCACCAUGCUCUGGGAGGCGGUGUACGAGGGCAGGUCGCUUUUCCGGGUGUUCUUGGACCGAUUCAAUGGUGCGGGGCAGCCGAGUCUCGUGACGCUGACCACCGAGCCGAGCGCGGACGAAGAAGUGGAGGGGUUGAGUCACAAGGUGGCGAGUUGA